This is a messenger RNA of Rotaria sordida, 7527 nucleotides long. The record is from the annotation of a GenBank genome assembly. NCBI's taxonomy places the organism in Eukaryota, Metazoa, Rotifera, Eurotatoria, Philodinida, Philodinidae.
AUGACAACUGAUGAUCACUUAAUAGUUGAGUGUUUACAAUUAGCAAAUACAUUCACAGAAUAUAUAAAUUAUGCUGAAAAACUUUUAACUUCAAAGUGCAUACCAAAUAUCGAAGAGAAUAUUUCGAAUAACUUAAAAGCAAUGAUACAUAAAAAUCAUUUUGAAUUAACACUUGAAGAUAUUCUAAUUUUAUUCAAAGCAUUGAAAACAGAUUCUACAGAUGAUUUACGUAAUAUUUUAGAACAAUCUGAAGAAUUACCCUCAUAUAUUGAGUAUUAUUUGAAGAUGUUACGAAUUACUGAUAAGAAUCAAUUACGUUUACUAUACCAAGUAUUCAAUGAAUACUACAAUCCAUAUCUACUACAGAUAUGGCUAUAUGUGCAACAAUUCCGUGGCCAACAACCAUCAAUGGAAAUAUUAUUAAACAAUGCAUGUAAGGAAAUGGAAGAAAAAUCAAAAAUUAAAGAAAAAGUUCAAACAUGUUUAAAAAUGUACUGUGAAAAAGCAAAUGACAUUCAACAAUACCAAUCAGCAAUAGAUAAUUUAACACAACAAUUAACAACUGGUGUUAUUAAACGCAUCCAAAUACCUAAUGAGAUCUCUAGAUUAGUGCCAUUUGCUGAUGUGUUAAAUCCAUACAAUUUAUCAAAGACAUGGCUAUCGUUUCGGCAGAAUCAACAAAACAGUUUUAAUAAAAGUUCAACAACAGCAACAGAAAAAUCUGAAAAAAUUUCGGAUAGUGAACAGCUUCACGAACAAAAACAUUCAUCCAUUGCUUCUAACAAUCAAACUCAACGGCCUCGAAAGUUAUCCCAGGGAAACUCAGUGGAUGAACCGGUGAAUGUUGAAAAACAACAGCCAUCUACAGAGAUACCAAUCAAUUCUUGUCUCGAUAUUUUGCAAAACACAUGUGAUUUAUUCCAACAUUUUACGAAACAUCUUCAAUCGAUUUCAAAACAAUGGAAAACUAUUCCAAUUCAAACAAUAAUUAUGACUUUCAAAGAUAUUAAUUUGAUUGAAAAUGAAAUGCAAUUAUUAACUAGUCUUUUAGAACCAAAUGCAAUUGCACCUUUAACUUGUAUUCUUGAUUAUUGGAGUAAAAAAGAUUAUAUUCAUAAAUGGUGUGAAGGAAUGGAUCGUUUAAUACAAUUGUAUAAUUUAUCAGAUGAUUAUAAAUUUUUAUCCUUAUUAGGUAAAACGACUGAAGCUACAAACGGAAAUAUGUGCUAUAACAAUUAUCAACAAUUUAACGAAAGAAUUAUUAAAAAGUACUCUCAAGAAGUGCUAGAUGUUUGUUCACAUUAUAACGAUUCAGAAGAACUUGUUAAGUUUGUUACAAAACUAAACCAAACUGAUAUGGAUAAUUUAUUAGAAGCAGUUAAUGAUUGGGAUGAAUCAUUCAUUACAACACAAACGAUUAUUGAUUUUGUUCAAUUAGGAUACUUUCUUACCAAUAUUAAUAAUUAUAGUAACAUCCAUGAACAAGCAUCAAAAACACUAAAUGAUAUUUUAUCAUAUAUAAACACAUUAUUAAAACAAAAAGAAUAUGCAGAUAUAAUCAGUUAUUUUCAAACAUGUUUAUCUGCAUUGCCUGGUAUUCAACGAUUAUAUUUACAAUUGAAUGAUAUAGAAGAAUCGAAACGUACAAAAAUAUUUCAUAUUAUUAAUAAUGCAUCAUUGAAAAUUAUUGAAAAAUAUCAGCAACAUCCUCAACAGGAUAACACAAAGAAAUAUGAUGUUUGUGUGAAACCAGAUAAAGGUGGACAAUUUAAUUAUUAUAAUUUACAUGAAUUACGGGAUAGAGCAAGAUUAAUAGAAUAUUCUGGCAAUGAAAAAAAUGUACCACGAAAAUAUACAAAAGAUGAGGAAAAACAGUUUCUACGAUGUUUCGUGUCAUUGGUUGAUGUUAUUGAAAAUGUAUUGGACAAUUUAAAUCAUUUGAAUGCUAUGGGUUAUCCAACAAUUGAAAAAUACUCAGAAAACGUAUAUAAAUGUGUUGAAUGCGAUUUUUCAGAAUUAAGUCAAUUGAAUGUGUCAUUGAAAAACAUAGUUAAACUAUGGGAAGGAAAUUUAAUUGACCUAUACAAACGUUAUCCUGAGUUAACUUAUCUAUCAGGAAAACAAUUUUGGACUGUUGAAAAGGCUUUACAAAAUUAUAAAGAAUUGAAAUCACAAGAUCAAGGUUAUCAUUUAUUAAAAUACAUCGAAAUUGAAAAUUUAGUUUCAACGAAAUUUAUUAUAAAUGAAAAUUUAAAACCUGAAGAACGAUUAGAAAAUCUUGGAAAAUUUUUAAAUGAGCAACGUAGAAGUGUAAUCAAAUCGUCAUUAGUAUCUGAACAAUCAAUCUCUACAGACAGGCAAGGAGGAAAAAUUUUCAUAACUGAAACAUCAAUUGAAGGUAGAUAUCGAGCGAUUUUAUCUUUAUUUCAUCAUGAUAAUAGCGAUCCUGCAGUAAAUCAAAUAUUAUUUUGUACAACAGAAACAAACUGGAUAGAUGUUCGAGCUUUUAUUUAUCGUUGUUUUUAUUCAUCAUCUAAUUUAUAUCAAUUCAUUGAACCUGAACAAUUGGAAUUUAAUGUACAAGAUAAAUGUUGUCAAUUGAUCAUUAAGUUAAUUGAACAUGAUCCAUCAAAUAAAUUUAAAUUAAGUAUUGUAACAACUGACAUUCAAACUCAUCUAAUUAAUGGAAUAUUACGCAUGAAUAUAGCUAAAAUUGUACGUGAUAACGAAUUAUUAAAUGAAGGUGACUUAAACAAAUAUGUCAAAAACCUAGUGAAAAAUUGUCAUAUUGUGUCAUCAAAAAUAGCAGGUUUAGGUAAAACGACAUUCAUUCAAAAUCAUGCACAAAAAUCUAAUCGAAACUUGAUUAAAUUUCCUAUUAUGGGUGAUUCGAGUUUUGAUCAAAUUGGUGCACGAUUAUUAUUAAUUGGUAUGCCAAAUGCAAUUCAUUUUGAUGUUGGUUCAAUAGAAAAUAUCAAUUUAUUGAAUUCAAUUCUCUUUUGUUUAUGUUUAUUUCGUAGUUACUGUUUUUCACAAACAGUUAUCUAUUUACCAAUAAAUACAUUAUUUUAUUUUGAAUUAGAAUCAUCAUCAUUUUUCCAAUUAAAUCAAGAUAUAUAUAUAUUUCGUUAUUUAGACUCAACAAUAAUCAAUGAAUUUAAUUUAAAUAAUAUUUUGUACGAACAAGCACGUUUACAUUAUGUUACACGUUAUUUAUAUGCUAUUGACAAGAAAAUAAUUAAAGAUAAGGAAAUAGAUGUUGUUCCUGAACAAUCAAUAAAUCAACAUAUUUGUAUUGACUUAAUGAAUAAAUAUUUUAUUCAAAAUAAAGAUAAAAAAUAUUUAUCAUGGACACAAUUGAAAAUAUUUAUUAAUGUAUUUUAUCAUUUAUUCAAUGGAUUUUCAAAGUGUGGAUAUUUUCUUAUUAAUACGCUACAAGAACCACAAUUACGAAUGGAUAUUAUACAAGCAUUUCUUGAUUCUUCAAAUCAAUUUACAUCAAUAUCAGUUAAAUCUGUACGUGAAAAUCAAGUAACAUUGAAGAAUAGUGAACAAAUUAAUGAUCUUUUAAAUAAAUCAAUUGUAAGAUGGGAUACAAUACAACCAUUUACUAUUGUUUUUACACAUUCAAAUGAUCCAUUAUUUGUAUAUAAAACACCCAGAGAUGUUCCAAAGUCAUUACAAUUAUAUUUCCAGGCUCUAUCAAGAAAAAGCAAUCAAUGGUUAGCAAAAGGAACAAAUGAUAUAUUUACUGAUUAUAAUCGUCUAAAUCAUUUGGAUCUUUUCUUUAAAUUAGUUUCAUUAUCGAACAAAUAUUGGAAUAAAGCAAUAUGUGAGCAAUGCUUUAAACAAUAUCCAUAUAAAGAUAGCACAUGUACAGAAUGUAAAUUGUCAUUAAAAAAACCAAAAUCAACGGAAACUAAUGAUAUAAAACAAUUUCAAAAAGAAAUGGGUCAAAUACUGGAACGAGAAUAUGUGAUAACACCUGAUAAUUAUAUCAAAAUGCUAUUAGUAUGGUUGAGAGUUAGUAGUGACGUACCUAUUAUUAUUAUGGGUGAAACAGGUUGUGGUAAAACAGCAUUAAUUAACUUUUUAUGUCAUAAAAUUUUGGAUGAUGAAUUGUAUAUUUUUCAUAUUCAUGCUGGAAUUACAAAUAGAGAUAUAACUGAUACUCUAGAAUAUCAAAUUGUACGAGCUGAUCAACUAGCUAAAAUUGGAAAACAAUUAUGGAUAUUUUUUGAUGAAUUUAACACAACAAAAAAUGUUGGCUUAUUUAAAGAAAUAAUGUGUGAACGAACAUUGUUAGGUAAACAAUUACCGAGCAAUAUGGUUUUCUUGGCUGCAUGUAAUCCUCGUCGACUUAAAGCGGAAAAAAAUCGUUCUGAUGAUAAUAUCGGUAUAAAAAGAGAAAAUUAUGAAAUACAAAAACCUACUUCGGGAGAACAUUUACUGUAUACUGUAGUACCUACACCAGAAACAAUGAUUGAAUACAUAUAUGAUUAUGGUCAUCUUGAUAAUAUUACAGAACGAAAAUAUAUUGAAGCAAUUCUUCGAACAUGUACAAAUUUAGCAAAUGAACAACAAUUAUUCACUACAAUUGUUAAUGGUGUUUGUCAAUCUCAACUUCAUUUAAGAAAUAUUGAAGAUGUUUCUAGUGUCAGUCUACGAGAUGUAUCACGUUAUCGUUUGAUAUAUAAUUGGUAUUACGAUACAUUUGAUAAACGUAAAACUAAUUUGUCCAUAAGAGAUAAAAUAUUUAAAUCAUCUAUUUUAUCAUUAAUGCUAUGCUAUUACUUUCGUUUAAGUUCAUCUGUUGAGAAAACUAAAUACAUAAAUAUGCUUGAAAAAGCAAUGUCAUUUAAUCAAACAAAUGAAAAGAUUAUUGAGCAAAUAUUACAACAAGAACAAGAUGAAUUAAUAAGUCGAAUGAAAGAAAAGCCAACUGGCACAGCAAUUAAUCGUGCUUUACGUGAUAAUUUAUUUGUUAUGUUUGUUUGCAUAUUAAAUCGUAUUCCGGUUAUUUUAUGUGGCAAACCAGGCUGUAGCAAAACAUUAGCUAUUCAAAUAAUAAUAAGUAAUUUAAAAGGAAAAAAAUCGAAUGAUUCGUAUUUUGAACAAUUACCAGAAUUAAUUGCUGUGUCAUAUCAAGGAACAAAAUCAUGUAAAUCAGAAAGUAUUCAAAUGAUAUUUGAACGUGCUAAAAAAUAUAGUGCUGCUAAAACACAAACAGAAUUAUUACCAGUUAUUGUCUUUGAUGAAAUUGGUUUAGCUGAAUUAUCACCAUAUAAUCCACUUAAAGUAUUACAUAAGGAAUUAGAAAUUGAAAAUUGUAAAUAUGGUUUUGUUGCUAUAUCCAAUUGGAGAUUAGAUGCAUCAAAAAUGAAUCGUGCCUUAUAUUUAGCAUGUCCAGAUCCAACAAUUGAAGAUCUUCAAUUGACAGCAAUAACAAUACAUAAAAGUAUAAAUGAAAAUCAAUAUAUGCAAUUAAAUGAUGAUAUUAUGAAUGGUUUAGCACAUUCCUAUCUUGAAUUACGUUAUAAAUUGAAGGAAAAUCCAUCUCAUGAAAAUUAUUUUGGUCUUCGUGAUUUUUAUUCAUUAAUAAAAGGCAUUGUAAAAGAGUUCGAUCGUAUAUCAAAAGAAUUAAAGCAAACCAUUGAUAAUAAAACGUUGUUUGGUAUUAUUCGUAAACAACUAACAAUUAAUUUCGAUGGUAUUGUUGAUGGUUCUGAAUAUAUGUGGAAACGUUUUUGUUAUUAUACAAAACAUGAAGAUUUAAUUAAUCAAUAUGAGUCACCGAAUUUCAAAGAAAUAUUGGACUAUUGUUUAAAAGAUCGUAGUGGUCGUUAUCUCAUGUUGAUUUCUGAUUCUAAUAGUCUUAUUGAUUAUAUUGAAAGAUAUUUGAAUAAAAUUGCAAAUAAUAUUCGAACAUUAAUUGGAAGUCAAAUAAAAGAUGAUCUUAAUAGUGAAACAUAUGAUUAUCGUAUAUUAAUGGAUGUUAUUUUAUACGCUGAAAAACCACUAACAUUAAUAAUGCGAAAAAUGGAUAAAUGUUAUUCAUCAUUAUAUGAUUUAUACAAUCAAAGUUUUUCAAUAUCUGGACAAAAAAAAUAUUGUCGUAUUGCCUUAGGAUCAACAUAUCAUCCAAAAUGUUUAGUUAAUGAUAAAUUUUAUUGUAUUGUAUUAGUUAAUGCUAAAGAUGUUGAAAAAUCAGAUCCACCAUUUCUGAAUCGUUUCGAAAAACAUACAGUUCAAUUCAAAGAUUUAAUUGAACCAUUACAUUUAACAAUAACACAAAAUCUAUUAUUAUGGUUGGAACGUUUAUUAACUAUUAAAAUAGGUACAAAACAUUUUAUACAAUUACAACAUAUAUUUGUUAAUUUCAAUUGUGAUUACGUAUGUAGUCUUGUCAUAGAUGCAUUUGAAUUAGAUCAAAGAGAUCAAGAUAAUGUUAUCAAUCAUUGUAAAAAUAUCUUAAUCGAUGUUGCUUCUUCAGAUUUACCAUUAUUACUAUCAUUACAAAAUGAAAAUGACAAGAAAGAAUAUGCAGAUUUAUGUAAACAAUAUUAUCUGUUAAAAAAGAAUUCAACUCUUGAAAAUCUAUUCAAAAAUAUUUCAUCAAAUAUGAAUCGACAAAUUAUUUAUACUUACACACAGAUUUAUGAUAAUAUUAAUUAUCCAAAAAAUAUCAACAUAAAUAUUGAUGAAGUUAAAUUGGCUAAUUUCAAAACGGAAUUAGAAUUAAUUAAUAAAAUGAAAGUACAUUUUCAAAUGAAUACAACGAUAGAUAAAACAACAACAACGAAUAUAUAUUUGCUAUUAAUUCGUGUCGAUUAUUAUAAUGAUCGUGAUCAUAUCUUAUCAUUAAAACAUAAUAUUGUUAAUCUUUAUAAUGAAUUUAAAAAUAAUCAGUCUAAAUACAUAUGGAUCAUAUUUCAUUUACAACGAAAUGUUCUUAAUCGUAUGUCAAAUGAUAUUUUAUUCAAUGGAUGGUCAAAUAUAAUGAUUGAAAAUCUUAAUGAUAAUGAGCAAAAACAAAUCCUACAAUACAAUGUGUUUCAACAACCAUCAUAUCAGAAUAUAAUCAAUGAAAGAUUAUUUUCUUUACAAUUUUAUGAUCUAUUUGAUAAAUGCUUAUCUCUGUUUCGUUAUAAUAUCACAAAUACUACGAAAAAAAAUGAUAUCAAUAAAAGACGUAAUGAAUUAUUGCAGUAUUUUAAUUACAAUCAACAUAGAGAUUUAAGUGAUAUCAUGAUAAAGAAUAUAGCUUAUCUUAUUGAAAAUGUUAACGAUAAAAGUACUUUUGUUGAUUGGAGAAUUGAUUUAAUUACAAAUAAUACAAUAGCAGCUAAUGCACGUUCAUUUUAUGAUGCAUUUCAAAUGACUAUGACUAACUUUUAUGAAAUGUAUUUUCUAUUAUUAUUUUCAAAUUCAGAAAAGCAAGCACUUAUCGAUAGCUAUUUAUUUAUGACAACAAAAAUUACAAUUGAAGAAAACAAAACAAAAGAACUAUACAAGCAAAUAUGGUAA